AUGCUAAUAGCCAGAGGGGAGUUCGCAAGUUAUAUUCAAGGACCAGCGGUGGAACAGAACCGACCAAUUGAGCACGUGAAGAAGAAUCAGAAGUCGAAUUCUCACAACACGCAACCAGUUCGAGUAAUCAAUGCAAUUCAUGGUCGGCCAGAACCUGUCGAGGAGUCAGAUGAACUGCUUCGAACACGCCUUCGCCAGGCACGGAUGAAGAGAAUGAUAGGCAGUAUCCCUCAUGAGGACCCGCUGGUCGUAAGUUUGACAGUGACCAAAUGCUUGGUGCGUAGAGUUCUAAUUGACCCUGGAAGUAGUGCGAACAUCAUGCCAAGGGAUACAUUCGAUCGGCUCGAGAUCAAACAGGAUCGGCUGAAAUUCACCGGGAAUCCACUACUAGGGUUUGAUGGAAAGCGAGUGGAGCCCGUCGGUACGGUGGAGGUAGCGGUACAUGCUGCCGAGAGGGUUUUGAUGGAAACCUUUGUGGUUGUUGAAAUUCAUCCCUCUUACAAUCUUCUGAUGGGCAGAGGGUGGAUCCACAGAGUUCAAGGUGUUCCUUCCACUCUGCAUCAGGUAAUGAGAUGCCUGGGGCCAAACGAAACCAAAGUGAUUGACAUUCAUGGAGACCAACCUGCAGCUAAAGAAUGUUAUUCUAUAACACUGAAACAUGCUGGAAAGGGGAAAGCUCCCAUUCGUUCAGCAAGUCCGAGAUAG
Cornus florida is the source of this 705-nucleotide messenger RNA. RefSeq lists its product as uncharacterized. The record is from RefSeq and is a predicted model, not a curated record. Lineage: Eukaryota; Viridiplantae; Streptophyta; Magnoliopsida; Cornales; Cornaceae. The coding region runs from base 1 to 705 and encodes 234 amino acids. The transcript has 2 exons.